AUGGCUGAAACCUCGGCUGCUCUUUGCUUCUCACCCUUCUCUUCCUUCCCCUCCUUCUCUCGCGCCAAGGACUCAUCUUUCUCUUCUCUCUCCGCCGCUUUCCCUCCCAAAUCCCCAAAUUCCCAUCCUUGCCCCUCUCGCCCUCUCCGGUUUCGCGCCAAUUCCUCCUCUGAUUCGUCCAAUUCCUUACCCGACGAUCUCUUCGGCUUCUUUCCUUGGUCCAAUGACUCCGAAAUUGAAUGGGUUGCUGAGGAGAGAGUCACAUUGUUCACUACUGAUGGGCUCGUUCAGAUUGGAGGCUCCAUGGUCCCUAGACGUGUCACUUCUUCAAAUAAGAAGCAAGGGAGGUCAAAGGCUAAUCAAAGAUUUCAGCGAUUUCAGGAGAGUGAUUACAUGGAUACAGAGCAGGGUUUGUGUCUAGGCGCUCUCUUUGAUAUUGCAGCAACAAAUGGUCUUGAUACGGGUAGGAAACUAUGCAUCUUUGGGUUUUGCCGUUCCAUUGAGAUGCUAAGCGAUGUUGUAGAAGACACUGUGCUGGAACAUGGUGGUGAGGUUGUUGCUGCAGAGAAAGCGAUGAAAGGUGGGUUGCAUGAAAAGCUAAGAAUGACGGUUGCAGUGCCAUUACUCUGGGGGGUUCCUCCUGCUUCUGAAACACUUCACCUUGCUGUGAAGAGUGGUGGAGGAAUUGUAGAGAAAGUUUAUUGGCAAUGGGAUUUCUUGUAA
This is a messenger RNA of Prunus armeniaca (apricot), 723 nucleotides long. The record is from the annotation of a GenBank genome assembly. Lineage: Eukaryota; Viridiplantae; Streptophyta; Magnoliopsida; Rosales; Rosaceae.